AACCAACCCCUAUCCGCCCCCCGUCUUUUCCCUUUUCUCUACCCUCUAUCUACCCACCGUUCCCGUCUCUCCGCCGCUUCCUUGGAAGACGAAGAAACCCUCCUCCACCACCAACCCGAUCCAGCUACAUCCGUUGAGGCCCGUGCGUUUCUUCCCUGUUCUCCCAUCAAUCGACCUAGCCUUACGCCGACCAGGGGCUUCCUCUAAUCGAUCUGGUGUCUGUUCUGUGGUAUUGGUCUGGGUGCACUCCAGGGCCAGGAGCAGCUAGCCGUCUUCGUUCGAUCCGUUCGCACCCCCCAACGCGGUUCGAUUUGCAGGAAGGAGCGUGAUGGCCAAGACGAGCUCGUUCAAGCUGGAGCACCCCCUCGAGAAGAGGCAAUCUGAGGCUAACCGUAUCAGAGAGAAGUACCCUGACAGAAUUCCAGUGAUUGUUGAGAAGGCUGAGAGGAGUGAUAUUCCUGACAUCGACAAGAAAAAGUACCUCGUCCCUGCAGAUCUUACAGUCGGGCAAUUCGUGUAUGUUGUUAGGAAGAGAAUCAAGCUCAGUGCUGAGAAGGCUAUCUUCAUAUUUGUGAAAAACACCCUUCCACCAACAGCUGCUCUGAUGUCUUCAAUCUAUGAAGAGAACAAGGACGAGGAUGGGUUCCUCUACAUGACUUACAGUGGUGAGAACACCUUCGGACUGCUCUAGAUGGCCCGCAAUGGGGUCGCCUUGCCCUUGCCCAUGCCUCCUGUAAAUAAGACCUGCCAAGCAACUGUGUAUAUUCUGGUUUCGUCGUCGCAAGUGGUUGCGCUCUACUGCUAAAGCCUACCUAUCAGUUGUGGAGUUGUCGUCGAUGUUAUGGACACACUUAAUCAAGUUUAUUAAUUGACUGGACCUGAAUCUUGGGUCAGUAAUGUGACAUCUCCUAUGUCGUUUACGGUUA
Molecule: messenger RNA, 926 nt
Organism: Zea mays
Lineage: Eukaryota; Viridiplantae; Streptophyta; Magnoliopsida; Poales; Poaceae
Source: RefSeq, marked provisional